AACAGCCAGUGCAGCAGACGAGAACGUGUUCAGCUGUACUCAUCCUCACAGAACUAGAAGCCGGGGAGCCUGUGCCUAGCUGACCCUCCAACCUGCAUCGGCCCACGCUGCCCAGUGGAGGCCAUGGAGUUGAGGCCUCUGCUGAUCCUGCUGCUGUCCAUAGCUUGGCAUGGUCAGGGGGCCCCUGUCAUUGAGCCCAGCGGCCCCGAGCUGGUUGUAGAACGGGGCUCACCAGUGACCCUGCGAUGUGUGGGCAAUGGCAGCGUGGAAUGGGAUGGCCCCAUCUCUCCCUACUGGAACCUGGACCCUGAAUCUCCCGGAAGCAUCCUGACCACGAGAAAUGCCACCUUCAAAAACACUGGGACCUACCGGUGUACUGAGCUUCAAGACCCCAUGGCAGGCAGCGCCACCAUCCACGUGUAUGUCAAAGAUCCUGUCCGGCCCUGGAAUUUGCUAGCACAGGAGGUGACAGUCCUUGAGGGCCAAGAAGCUGUGUUGCCCUGCCUGAUCACUGACCCCACGCUGAAGGCCAGUGUCUCACUGGUGCGUGUACGGGGCAAGCCGGUCUCACGCAAAACGACCUACUCCUUCUCACCAUGGCAAGGCUUCAUUAUCCACAAGGCUAAACUGCUUGAUAGCUAUACAUACCAGUGUAAAGCUGUGGUGAACGGGAGGGAGUCCACCUCCAUCGGCAUCCGCCUUGAUGUGAAGCGAGCCCACUCAGAGCCCCCACCCAUAACAUUGGAGCCUACAGAGCUGGUGCGGAUUCGAGGGGAGGCUGCCCAGGUCGCGUGCUCAGCCACUAAUGCAGACGCCAACUUCAAUGUUAUCCUCAAACAUGGAGACACUGAGCUUAAAAUCCCCCUGUACAGUGACUUUGAAAAUGACAUUUAUAAAAAAGUCAGGAACCUAAGCCUCAGUGCCGUGGACUUUCAAGAUGCUGGCAAAUAUUCCUGUGUGGCCAGCAAUGAAGCCGGCUUACACACAACCUCAAUGAACUUCCAGGUGGUGGAGAACGCCUACCUGAACUUGACCUCUCAGCAGAGCCUCUUGCAGGAGGUGGCCGUGGGGGAAAGCCUCACCCUCACAGUCAAUGCAGAUGCCUAUCCUGGCCUACAACAUUAUAAUUGGACCUACCUAGGGCCAUUCUUUGAAGACCAGCACAAGCUUGACUUUAACACCCAAAGGACCACAUACAGGUACUCAUUCAAGCUCUUCCUGAACCGUGUAAGGCCCUCAGAGGCUGGCCAGUACUGUUUAACGGCACGAAACAAAGCAGGCUGGAAUAAUCUGACCUUUGGGCUCACUCUUCAAUACCCUCCAGAGGUCAGUGUUACAUGGAUGCCUAUGAAUGGCUCUGAUGUCCUGCUCUGUGAUGUCUCUGGGUACCCUCAGCCCAACGUGACAUGGCUGGAGUGCAUGGGCCACACCGAUAGGUGUGAUGAGGCCCAGGCCUUGCAGAUUUGGAAUGAUGCCCACACCGAGGUCCUGAGUCAGGAGCCCUUCCACAAAGUGACCGUUCAGAGCCAGCUGCUCAUUGGGACCUUCAAGCACAACACAACUUAUGUUUGUAGGGCCCACAACAACGUGGGGAACACCUCCCAGUCCUUCAGGGCCAUCUCUGUAGGACGAAUCGAGCAGCAACCUGAUGAGUCCCUGUUCACUCCGGUGGUGGUGGCCUGCAUGGUUGUCAUGGCUCUGCUGCUGCUGCUCCUCUUGUACAAGUACAAGCAGAAACCAAAGUACCAGGUACGCUGGAAGAUCAUUGAGAGCUACGAGGGCAACAGCUACACCUUCAUCGACCCCACCCAGUUGCCCUACAAUGAGAAGUGGGAGUUCCCCCGGAAUAACCUGCAGUUUGGUAAGACUCUUGGAGCUGGUGCCUUUGGGAAGGUGGUGGAGGCCACAGCUUUCGGUCUGGGCAAAGAAGAUGCAGUGUUAAAGGUGGCUGUAAAGAUGCUAAAGUCCACGGCUCAUGCUGAUGAGAAAGAGGCUCUGAUGUCAGAACUGAAGAUCAUGAGUCACCUGGGACAGCAUGAGAAUAUAGUCAACCUCUUGGGAGCCUGCACUCAUGGAGGGCCUGUCCUGGUCAUCACUGAAUACUGCUGCUAUGGCGACCUACUCAACUUCCUGCGAAGGAAGGCGGAGGCCAUGCUAGGCCCUAGCCUGAGUCCUGGUCAGGACUCUGAAGGGGACUCCAGCUACAAGAACAUCCACCUGGAGAAGAAAUACGUGCGCAGGGACAGUGGCUUCUCUAGUCAGGGUGUAGACACCUACGUGGAAAUGAGGCCUGUCUCUACUUCUUCAAAUGACUCCUUCUUUGAGCAAGAUCUGGCCAAAGAGGUGAGCCGGCCACUGGAGCUCUGGGACCUGCUGCACUUCUCCAGCCAAGUGGCUCAGGGCAUGGCUUUCCUUGCUUCUAAAAAUUGCAUCCACCGGGACGUAGCAGCUCGAAAUGUGCUGUUGACCAGCGGACACGUGGCCAAGAUUGGGGACUUUGGGUUGGCUAGAGACAUCAUGAAUGACUCCAACUAUGUCGUCAAGGGCAAUGCCCGACUGCCGGUGAAGUGGAUGGCCCCGGAGAGCAUCUUCGACUGCGUCUACACGGUUCAGAGCGACGUGUGGUCCUACGGCAUCCUGCUCUGGGAGAUCUUUUCACUUGGUUUGAAUCCCUACCCGGGCAUCCUAGUCAACAGCAAGUUCUACAAACUGGUGAAGGAUGGAUACCAAAUGGCACAGCCUACAUUUGCACCAAAGAACAUAUAUAGCAUCAUGCAGUCCUGCUGGGACCUGGAGCCUACCAAGAGACCCACCUUCCAGCAGAUCUGCUUCCUCCUUCGGGAACAGGCCCAACUAGACAGGACCGACCAGGACUAUGCUAACCUGUCAAGCAGCAGUAGCAGUGGCAGCAGCAGUGACGGUGGUGGCGGCAGCAGCGGCAGCAGCAGCAGUGAGCUAGAGGAGGAGAGCUCCAGUGAGCACCUGGCCUGCUGUGAGCCAGUGGAUAGUGCCCAGCCCCUGUUGCAGCCCAACAAUUACCAGUUCUGCUGAAGUGGGACCACGGAGCACUGCUGCUCCCCAUAUCCCAGCUCUACCUCCUCCAUGGACGGGCGACAUGGGGAGAACACAUGAACUUUGUCCUCAGCUUGGCCCAGCUCUGAAACUUCAGAACAUGAGGGGUCUGGGGGAAAGUCAGAGGCCCCCAUCCCCAGAGCCUGGGCCAUCACUGCCAGUGGGGUUUUCACAGUGCUAGCCUGUAUUCACUAUGCCAGUUGGUGCACCCCUAGUUCACUUUCUUCAUCUUGUUCCCACUUGGAAAGAACCCCUGUUCUUGUGUUUCAACGGAAAGACUGAUUUGUGUCUCAGAAAAAGACAAGGCUCCCACGGCUAUAAGUAAGUGGAGAGAUUGCCUUCCCUGACAGAUGCUCAGGCCACAGCCUUCUUAGGGCUCCUUCCUAGGCUCACAGGCCUGGUCUCCACUCUUGAACUACACUAUAGCCCCGCCUCAUCCUGGAUCUUGGACUGCUAGAAUGAGCCAAGCGGCAGCUAAAAGUGAGGGGCGUUCUAGCUAGUGCCCUGUCAUUCUAGGCUGGAAGGCAAUGCUGGCCACACCAAACAAAUGUAGCACACUCCUCUCCCAGCUGACUCGUCCUCAUUAACAGUCAACAUUAAACUAACAGCAUUAACACA
This is a messenger RNA of Psammomys obesus (fat sand rat), 3690 nucleotides long. RefSeq names its product colony stimulating factor 1 receptor (gene Csf1r). Gene Ontology annotation, biological process: cytokine-mediated signaling pathway; cell surface receptor protein tyrosine kinase signaling pathway; osteoclast differentiation. The transcript is spliced from 21 exons. Gene Ontology annotation, molecular function: cytokine binding; ATP binding; macrophage colony-stimulating factor receptor activity. The coding region runs from base 124 to 3051 and encodes 975 amino acids. NCBI's taxonomy places the organism in Eukaryota, Metazoa, Chordata, Mammalia, Rodentia, Muridae. Gene Ontology annotation, cellular component: signaling receptor complex; CSF1-CSF1R complex. The record is from RefSeq and is a predicted model, not a curated record.